Messenger RNA from Acromyrmex echinatior (Panamanian leafcutter ant), 3261 nucleotides. RefSeq lists its product as uncharacterized. Lineage: Eukaryota; Metazoa; Arthropoda; Insecta; Hymenoptera; Formicidae. The record is from RefSeq and is a predicted model, not a curated record.
AUGAUAUCUCCACUUCCGUCAUACGACGAGCUACUGAAUAGCGCUUACGCAAACAUUAGUUUGAUCGCCGACAAGACUUGGACCUUCGAUCCCGAGGAUCCUUUUCGAAAGUUAAAUCACUCUCUUUGGAUUCAAAGUUGCGAAAUAAUCGCGAAGUACGAGGAAUAUGGUGAUUAUCGUCCAAGACUCGUUCGAGACGUCAUCUCCGAAUCGCGCUUGGCGAAAUACGGUAAUUACGAGUACGACGAGCAGCAUGAGAGAACGUACAGGCCGGACGACGGUAAAUCGUCGGGUAGCGUGCCUUGCCACUUCCGUUCAGCUACGGAGGCUGUGGAACCGUGGAUGCUUCCUGAAGUUCAAGAACACUUCGCCCGACAUGAAAAUUCUAAAUACAAUCUAUUAUUGCGAUUAGAUUUUAAUAUCUCGUUAAUUAGUACUUUCAAUUUGCAAAGCUCAGCAAUACAAAUACUAAAGAGUAACACCGCGAGGAGGGAUAAUGAAACCGUCGCUUGCUCGAACUUCCAAUUGGACUGGAACGAGAGCUCGAAAAAGCGACGUCAAAAGACCAGUCCAAAAGGGAGCAGAAAAAUUGGAUUGCGCGAUGAAUUACUUUCGAAUAAAUCUGACGAGGGCGGAAAAUCAAUCAGAAUAUUUGCCCGUCAUCGCCGAUACACCGCCGAAACUGCCGCGGAAAUGCAGCUGCAGUUCCGCAUCGAGAGCAACGCUCAACAGCAGCAGCAGCAGCAGCGAUGCCAUCAGCAGAGCCAGCAAUCACGUACCGCACGACAGACGCAGCCUGUCACCCAACAUCAUCAGUUCUACUGCGCAUUGCAGUAUCAACCCUUGAUCAUGCGAGAAUAUCAGCGAAAACCGUUAUUAUCAUCUCCAUUACCACCACCACCGCCGCCGCCACCGAUUCUGAGCGCCGAAGUGCCUGAAUUCUUCCCGAAGUCGAGCCUAUCCCCGAUAGCAUAUAACUUGAAUAAUGACAAAGAGCGCAAGACUUGCCAGAUACGGUACUUCCCGUCGUUGAAUGACAGGAAUUACCAAAACGAGUUGUUUCCUUAUAACAGGCCGCAGCAGGAGACUGCGGCAACUGUCUUUCCAGUAAACGUACGGCUUACAGAAAAUGCUAGAAUGUCCAUAUUAUCAGCGACAGAGACGAAUGUGUUUCGUUCGCCUCAAGAAUGGAUUCACAGAGUGGCACCACCAGUGCAAUUGCAGUUGACAGCGUCUUCCUCGUCACCACUAUCAAUCUGCACGCCGCUGCAACCAAUUCACGAUGCUGCAAUCGUCGGCCAUCGUCCCUUACAGAUGUACGAGAAAUUUUUACCUUGUACCCAGCCAAGUUCAACGACACCCAUACCUGUGUAUCAGCGACCGGUGGAACUGUACCAGGAAUCAAUGCUGAAGCGGAAGAAUCAAGGGGUCGACUUCAACAAUCUCAUACUACUAACAAAGAACAGCAUCAAGACGCGACGAGGCCACUCGAAGCCCCUUGUUCAGCAGCCUUCCCUUCUGGAUUCCAGACAGAGCCUAAAAACUUCCAGUCACAAUGUGCAGGUGCAAUGGUUCGAUAAGGAUCAUAGUGCGAAGAAAACGAAGGAGGUGACCGUAAACGCACUCGUAUCCGAGCUGCGCAGUUUUGAGGAGAAGUACGAAUACUGCAGAGGAGCCGAUACUAGCUGGAGAAGGGUCGCCGAAUCAUCGCAAGACCAGCAAAGAUUGUCUGAAACUUCGCUCCGGUUGAAGGAUAGAAUAUAUGGAAACGAGAGCUCAAGAUACAGAGCUUUAGACACUGAAGAGGACAAGAACUCGAAGCGGCCGCUUUAUAGAGACGUUCUAGCGAAUGCCUCGAACGAGGCGAUCUUAGAUAAUGUCUUCGAGAAGAGGUACGAUGAGCUUGAACAGCAAGCGAUGGAACAAUACAGAAAUUCGGAGGAGUCAUUAGCGCUCAAAUAUCAGGAAUUGGAACGUCAAGCAAUGGAACAAUAUAGAAAUGGUAAUACAGAAGAUGAAAAGCGUUCGAUGAAUCAGGAUUGUAUCGAUGGACAAAGAUGUUCGGAAUACGGACACUGCAGUCCCGUGAAAAGACAUGCAAGAAAAAAAAGUUCUUAUUUUCCGCAAAUCACUCUGUUAAAGCCGAAGGGUAAAUCCUUGCCAAAUGUCUGUCAUGGCAAUGGCAGUAAUCAUCAAGCAACCAUCGCUUCAAGAAGUUUAUCCGCAUUGACUGAAUCGUCGAAGGAAUCGAAAAACAUAUGUAAGGGUGCAUCAGGAGAUAAAAUUGAUACGAGUGUCUCAGUUCGAGCAUCAUCAAAGCGGCGUCUGAUACUGAUGUCACCCUUCGAACGCAAAUCAGAGGCCAGACAAAUAAUGAAGGCGACGGAACUACGAAAUAUUUGCUCGUUCUCCCAAACAAGAAACAAUGUCCUCGAUUAUUAUCGGACUUCCGAAAUUGCUCAGAAUGGCAGCGGUGAUGAAAAUAUAACAAUUAUACAAUCACCUGGUACUGAAGUUUGGUUGUCCGGAUUUUGGACUACUUAAGAGUAACUAAACGAAUUUCCUUGGGAAAAAUUGAAAGACUAUCGAAGUUUCUUUGCCAAGACGACGUCGGUGGAUUUGACCGAAGAAAUUCUUCAGAAAUAAGAAGCAAGUCAUGACUUAUAAUAUAAUUAAUAUUAUAGGCAUAUGUGUACUAUGAAUAUGUAUGUAUGUAUGAGAAGUAAGUUAUAGCGUAUUCAUGUGAUAUACGUAUAUUGAUAUACAAUCGACAAGACAGUUUACAUAAAUCUUUACAACAGAUAAAUUAUUGCUUGUAAAUAGUGACCAGAUUAGCGAAAUGCAUUAAACAUGUCUAUCUGUUCAUAAGCACGUAUUAUAUAUAUUUUUAUAUUAUAAAAUAUGCUAUAAAAAAGGUAACAAAUCUAAACUGGCUACAUUAUUCGAUAUCCAAAGGAUAUAUGAUAUAAUCUAUCAAGAUCUAAGUAGAGUUAAAUCUUUUGGGAACGUAUCUUUGGAAAUUUUCAGUCUUCGUUUAACUCUUUGAGUCAUCUGUCAUGUAAAUGGUAUGCAACACAAAUAAAAUAGGGCAUUACAAAAUAUAGACAUAAAAAAAAUCUUAUCAAAGGCUAUACUGUAAAAAAUAUUCCUUCUCUCUUCACGUAUAAACUCUGACUUUUACACAAAACACACAUGCAUAUUUUUAUGUAACGUAUAGAAUAAUUUAAUAUAUUGGUUGCGUCAAGCAGAAUAUUUAUUUUG